Messenger RNA from Knipowitschia caucasica, 387 nucleotides. NCBI's taxonomy places the organism in Eukaryota, Metazoa, Chordata, Actinopteri, Gobiiformes, Gobiidae. The record is from the annotation of a GenBank genome assembly.
AUGAUCGCGCUUAAUCUCCUCACUUUUCUUUUUCUUUUUGAAGUGUUGGUGUGUGGCUCGGAGCUGGACCCUCCUGGAUGGAGAGAACCUCUGGACUGUGUGAGAGCUUCUGAGAUGUGUAACCAGAACAGUCAGUGCAGCUCCCGCUACCGGAUCAUGCGCCAGUGCCUGUCUGGAGGGGACAAGGAGCGCAGUGCCAUGCUGGCCUCCAGGGAGUGCCAGGGGGCGCUAGAGGUCCUGCAGGACUCCCCACUGUAUGACUGCCGCUGUAAAAGAGGCAUGAAGAAGGAGCUGCAGUGUCUUCAGAACUACUGGAGCAUCCACAUGGGUCUCACUGAAGCAGCCCUGGCACACGGCUUCACUCUGGCCUUCCCGCUGCUGGCCUAG